Molecule: messenger RNA, 856 nt
Organism: Trichoplax adhaerens
Lineage: Eukaryota; Metazoa; Placozoa; Uniplacotomia; Trichoplacea; Trichoplacidae
Exons: 5
Coding region: 1-627 (208 amino acids)
Biological process (GO): glutathione metabolic process
Molecular function (GO): glutathione transferase activity
Source: RefSeq, a predicted model, not a curated record
AUGUCGAGCUAUACUUUACAUUAUUUUGAUGUGGAUGCUAGAGCCGAACUUAUCAGGCUCAUUUUUGCUUAUGGGGGAAUCGAAUUUAAGGAUGUUGUCUAUUCGUUCGAGGAAUGGCCCAGUGUUAAAGGGAAAUUUCCCUUCCAGACCCUUCCAGUAUUGGAGAUAGAUGGCAAACAACUCGCUCAGAGUAGUACUAUUGUUCGCUAUCUUGCUCGUGUUGCAGGAAUUGACGGUAGAACCAGUCUAGAACGAGCUAAAGCUGAUAUGUAUACUGAUGCCUUCGCGCAAGACAUAGUGGACAAAACUUAUUCCUUUCGUGUGCCCUUUCUUGAACCGGACCCUGAGAAAAGGAAAAUUAAGGGUGAAGAAUUCAUAAAAGAAAAGUUAAUCCCUUUCUUUAAGCAGCUCGAAGAGACAUUCGAGAAAAAUGGUGGAGGACCUUGGUUUUGCGGUGACACUUUUACUUAUGCCGAUUUGGCCUUUUUCCGCCUGAUAAACAAUGUUCAGUCUUUACUGAAAGAUUCAUCAAUUAAACAUCCUUCACUCUAUGCAGUCUAUAAACGUGUGGCUGAGAUCCCUCGUAUUGCAGAAUACCAGAAGAACAAGAAAGAGAGACCAUUUUAAACAUCAUAAUAUUGAAAAUCUGGUUAUCGUAGUGCCUAUAUACGUGUAUCUUUAAGUAAAAGAAGACUAGAUUAGUAUUUUGUCUUCAUGUAAUUUUAAUUUUUCUCAUACUGAUUGCUAUGAAGUAGCAUUUUCCCUGGAUACAUAGAAAUUAUAGAAUAAUAAUUCAUUAACAUAGAAUUUGUACCUUUACCUAUUCACUAAAUUGAUGUUAAAAUAAAAAUGUGCG